Naegleria lovaniensis is the source of this 1425-nucleotide messenger RNA. RefSeq lists its product as uncharacterized. The record is from RefSeq and is a predicted model, not a curated record. Bases 1 to 1425 code for a protein of 474 amino acids. Lineage: Eukaryota; Heterolobosea; Eutetramitea; Acrasida; Naegleriidae. The transcript has a single exon.
AUGCUUCCUCCUUCUGGGUCUUCAUCAUCACUGACUCCAACUCCAUCUUCAUUUAAUUUAUCGGAGAGUGGUGGUCAGGGAGCCGAUGAUGGUGAUGAUGGCAUGAUGAUGAAAACAACAUACGGAUCAACAUCUUUUUUUGAUUCUAAUCUAUUGAAUUUUCCAUCAUCCGAUAUGUAUCAUCAUCAAAACAAGAGAAUCAAAACAACAUCAACACUUGACGAUGAGUUUGAUUAUGGGGAUUUUCAGAUGGGCGCGACCACACAAAUGUACAAGCGAAGCGUUGUUUCUCCUUUUUUAAUUUAUUUGCUCAAAGGAAGUGGAAUUGUUUUAGAUUUUCCAGAUAGAGUACUCUUUGGAGAGUCUACUUCAAACAUGUCUUCAUCAACAGCCUUACCAUGUCCUACAGUCAACACUGGUCUUAUCGAAUAUUUAAAGCAUGAAGGACAAGUGGAUAUCAAACAACAUUUACCUGCGUUUCUUUCACUCUUUUUCCAAUCAAUCAAAGAACAACCAAAUCAUUUUUCUUCAAUUGCCACUUUUACAAAAGUUAAAUCCGUUGAUGAAAUGAUGACUGAAGGCAUAUCACAACAAAACGAUUCAAAGGACAUUUUCACUUUUGCAUUUAGAGACACAAAUUUUUAUGCUCCAGUACCUGCAAACAAUGUAACAUUUCAACCUAAUGAGGUAGAUAUUGUUUUGGACUUUCUGCAUGACUUGAUUACCCACGAAUAUAUGGGAACAAUGAGCAACACAGCUCAUUUUGUACUCACAGAAUUAUUAAGGAUCAUGUCAGAACUUCCCAAAUCUAUGAAGCUAGAUUAUGACGUUGAAAUUUGCAAAAGAUACCUCUCCUUUAUUAAUAAUAUUUUAAAGAGUAUUUGCACUUUCAGUAAUCGAUUUACAAGCCCUGUAUCAUCAUCUUCAAGCAGAGGAAAGAAUGAAGAAGUAAUUUUAGAGACACUAAUCACACUUUUCAGAGUUAUGGUCAUGUUCCUUAGUACCAACAAUAGAAGUUGUACUGGGCGUGACGAAGAGCUAAAAGUGAUUGUGAAUGACUUGAUUUUUAGAGUGGCUAGCAUGAUUCCUUUUUACAAGUUAAUGACUUUGGUAUAUUCGAUGACUUCCCAGUUCACAUCGACUCAAAUCCCUCUUUCCAUAAUUCAGGAUUUGAAGGUUAAAAAACAAAAAUUGGACAAGAUUUUAAGCUUUUCAUGUGAGAAUUCACAAGCAUUGAUAUUUCUUCAACACAUACCCGUUUACUAUCCAAAUGUGAAUACUUAUGUGAUUGAGGAGUUGAACAUGACAUUAACUUUAAAUUUGGCUCAACCAUUCCCAAACGCGGUUCCUCUGAAUGGAUCCUACGAGUUCAAAAAUUAUGCAGUGCUCUCUCACAACACAUUCAUCCAGACAGUUUUGAUUUAA